Molecule: messenger RNA, 642 nt
Organism: Acanthosepion pharaonis
Lineage: Eukaryota; Metazoa; Mollusca; Cephalopoda; Sepiida; Sepiidae
Source: the annotation of a GenBank genome assembly
AUGAUUCAUGGUCCCUGCCGGUCGCAGUACAAUUACACCAGCUGUCACAACAGCGAUGGCAAAUGCACCCGGCAGUACCCACCAGAUUUCGUGAGCGAAACCAUUACAGGGAGCGAUGGUUAUCCAUUGUACCGGCGAAGGAGUCCCGCUGAGGGAGGAUUUACAGCCGUGGUAAAGGGCCAGCAAGUGGAUAACAGAUGGGUAGUGCCAUACUGUCCCCUGCUAACAAAAGCAUUCAAUGCGCACAUCAAUGUCGAAUAUUGCCAUUCAUUUCGCUUCAUCAAUUAUGUAUGCAAGUACAUCAACAAAGGUACUGAUUGUGCAAUGUUUGGCAUUAGUCAGGAAGGUUCCGUAGACGAAAUCCAGGACUUCCUAGCAGGGCGCGUCAUUAGCAGCACAGAGGACCCUUGGCACAUAUUCAGCUUCCCCAUACACAAACGAUUCCCAGCAAUCGUCCAGCUUGCUGUGCACUUAGAAAACGACGAACGACACAACACUUACAGAGUUCUUCAAACUGUCGACAGGACGAGUUUGCUAGGACGCUAUUGUACCCAGACGUGCCUUCAUACUACGUCUGGACAAAAAAGAACACCUGGACUCGGCGGAAGUGCGGAGCCAACGUCGCGGGCUAUCCAGACGUAA